Molecule: messenger RNA, 2686 nt
Organism: Bursaphelenchus okinawaensis
Lineage: Eukaryota; Metazoa; Nematoda; Chromadorea; Rhabditida; Aphelenchoididae
Source: the annotation of a GenBank genome assembly
AUGCUGCUCAAAAUUUUGUUGAUGUUCUCUACCAUUUCCUUGGCUUCAGCUGCUUUAUACGUGAAGAAACCUACAAUCAUGUGCAUCAUUCACACUACCAAAAGUGCUCACAAAACUAGAGUAAGUUUGGCUUUUAAUUUUUUUUUGUACUGUAGGCCGUUUUUUUCAUUAUUAUAGACCAUUUCUUCACUAUAGACCAAAGUUCCCAAAUUUUAAAUUUUUGGUUGCGGCCGUAGCUCUGAAACUAGAGCUGCUAUGUAACUGGUGCCGUGCUGGCUCCGAGGCUUAUUAAUACUGAACUCCUAAGCUCUUUAGGACUAACCUACACAUUUUUUAAGCUUCAGUUUUAGCUUUGGCUUUGCCUUUUUUUUAAUUUUUUGAUUGUUCUAAAAGUUUGUAGAAUUUGGCUUUAUUAUCAAGCUUAGCCCCCCCUCCCGUGGAUUUUUCGAUAAAUUUUUUGACCACUGAAAGAGAAUAAAAAUUGUCAUUAUUGUAUGUUUAUAAGCCUAGAAACGUUGCUUUAAACAUUUGUUUUUUUUUGUUGGUCGAAAAAUUCAUAGAAUUUUGCUUUACUAUCAAGCUUGGUCCUCCCUGUGGAUUUUUCGGUGAAUUUUUUGACCUUUCAAAAAGAGUAAAAAUAGAAAAUAUGUAUGUUUAUAGGCUUAAAAAAGUUGUUUUAAGUAUUUUCUUUAUUGGGGUUGGUCCAAAAAUUUAUAGAAUUUGGCUUCCUUGUCGACCCUAUAGUUCCACAGCCAGAGCUGUUCUAAAACCGGAGCCGGAACUGUUCUGAAGCCUUUUUUUAACUUAGUUGCUAAUAUAUAAACAACUUUCCUUUUCAGAUGGCAGUGAUUCUAGAAACCUGGGCAAAGAAGUGUGAUGACAUUUUGGUCUUCACAGAUGCCCCACUAGAAUACGACGUACCGUACGUGUACUUCCCCAUGAUGGGUACUCGAGAUCAUUCCUGGGAGAAGAUACGACGAGUAUUCCGUUACGUGUUUGAAGAUAUGGACAAGAAAUACGACUGGUACUUGAGAGCUGAUGAUGAUUCAUACGUUUUGAUUGAUAACGCUAGAACGUUGGUCGCUGAACACGAUCCAGCCACGCCGGCUGUGCUUGGCUAUCGGUGGGGAUUCUUUGAGGUGGGUUUGUGGUCUUAAGAACCAUGUUGUCACAAGGUAUUUUACCGUGAAGUAAAAUCAGAAGUAAAAAAGUCUUGUCGUUUUUUAAUAGGCAACUACAUGCAAAUUGACGACGAGACUUUUUUAGUCAUAUAUUAUACAAAGAUAAUGCUUUACAACCAGGGGCGGGCGGGGAGUUUGGGUCUGGGGGUCGAAAAAAUCGGCACAGGUACCUGUGCCAACAUUUUUUUGAAAAUUUUUAAAGUUUUCUAAAGACCCAGUAAAACACUAAUUCAAGGCUCAAAACUUAAUUUAAAAAUAUUUUUAAAAAAAUCAAAUUUAAUUUUUUCAGCCUCGAGGUUACGUUGAUGGUGGUGUAUACAUUGUGAGCAGCGGUGGAAUGAAAGUAUUCAACGAAAUUAUGAAGAAUGACACAAUUUGCCCUGACUUCCACAGAGCUGAAGAGGAUCAGGAGGUAGGAUUUUUGUCAUAUUUUAUGAUUCUCUAGUAUCUAAUGGUCUAAAACAGCCAUUUUAUUGUUGCAACUAUAAUAUAUAAAAAAUCUAGUUUUGAUAAGAUAUGACUAUUAGUCAAAAAGUAGGUAGAAAUUAUGUUUUUUUUAAAUUUUAAAGGUUUUUCGCCAAAAAUUUUGAUUUUUUAACAAAUAUUUAGAUUAAAGUACAUUUUGUUUAUCGACCAGUCGAUUUUUUUAAAUUAGUUUUAACAGCAACGUUCUUCAGUAUAUUGGGCACCCUUUUGUAUAACACAAUUUUGUAUAAUUUACAACGGUUGCAGAGUUGCAGGUUGUUAAAGUUGCUGGCCCUAUAUUUUUUUGAAAAAAUUGAGUUUUUUAUCAAAUAUUUGGACAUAUUGCAUUUUUUUUAUCAACCAGUUUUUUGAAGCUUUUAUUUAUUUAUUUUAUUGACCAUAAUUUAGUAUAUUAUAGUUUAGUAUAAUUUGCAACGGUUGCCGAGUUGCAGGUUGUUGAAGUUGUUGAACCCUAAAGUUUUAAGAAAAAAAAAUAAAGAGUUAGUUCAAAAAAUUGUUUUAUGGGCCUUAUAACAAACUUUUAUGACAUUUUUUGUAAGAAUAUAUUUUUCCUUAGAUUUAUUGGCAAUAUUUACACUUUUAGUUUGCUUUCAGAUUUCCCGCUGCUUCGCCAAAGUCGGUGUAUAUCCAGUGGAUACGCGAGACAAGCUGGGCCGAGAUCGAUUCCAUCAUUUCAAUAUUGAUGAAUUCAAGAGCAAAUACCUCAUUGAGUUUAUCAAGCAAAACUCGUUUUAUGGGUACAAAAAGGUAUGUUUAUAUAAGGCAUGGAUGAAGCGAUUAUUGGGUUUGUUCUUCAUAACAGGCCAUUUACUUACCCUCCCCCCCCGGCCAAGCCAAGAUGACAUCUCUCAUUUCAGUUCCCCGAAGUCAUCAGCGACACCUCCGUAUCUUUCCACCAUCUCACGCCGUACGAAAUGAAGAUCAUGGACUAUCUCCUGAAUCAGUUGGAGAGUAAACGCAAAAAACUGGAUUCCUCCAUCCUGACGUCGGGCCGGUCCAUCUUUUCGUUCUUAUCUUGA